CCGCUGCCAUGCUCGUCCGCAGUUCAAUGUGCCGGUGCCUCUAAUGUUGUCGAAAACUUGAGGCCAGCAAGGAUGCUCAACUUGUUGGUCUCCGACUGCGAGCUGAAAACAUUUUCGAUGCUUAGUGCUUGUGAGGAUUUACCCCUCUUCCAACAGAUCAAAACUGACGAGAAUUCUGACGAGCACGCAAACGGCCAGGUUCUGCAAUUUCCGGAUGCAAGUAAUUUCCGUCAUGAACGCGAUGCCAGAAGAACCUAAUAGACGAGAAGCGUUGAAGAGGUGGCUCCAGGAGUUCAUAAGUAAAGAGGGUAUCGAACUCAAACAGGAGGAUGACACUGGGUUGAUUCCAAAAGGGAGAUGGAAGCAACUCGUCAAGAAAAUUGUUGGAUCCGCAGAGGAACACAAGAGGGACAGGGACGCCUACCAGGGCUUUCGUUCGUGGACACUGGAAGUAAGGUCUGGAAGCUGUAAUUUAGUCAUCGAAAAUUGGCAUUUCGCGCUUCUUCUAGCCGUGGAUGCCAUUUUCCUGGUGUUAUCAUUAGAGGCUAAUUUGAUUUCCCAGUGUCGGGAGAACCAAGACUCCAGAUACGGCAGCGAUUUUCUGGACAUAAUAAAGCUUCUUACCGACGGCAGAUUGUUUGAGAUUAGGGAAUUCCUGAAAUGGGACAUGUGUCUCGUCGAAAACCAGGUCCCUCUGAGAUUGCUGCGUGCAGUCGUCGAGCUAAUUCCCGAAGGAGAAACGAAGGACAUGCGUUUUGAUGCCAUCAUCCAGCAUGCAGUCUGGAUAUCGUACCCGAUCCUCCCGAAGGACUCGGAACGUCAGUCCUGUGAGGAUUUUCUGGGCUGUUGUUGCCCCUUCUCGUGGGCUGACGAUCUCGAGGAUGGGAGCUGCAGUGCAGGCUGCUCGACAGACGACGCGUUCAAUUGCUUCCGAAAGGAUUGGGAGAAGAAUUACAAGAAGGCCUUCAAGCCCGAGAACUUCAAGCCCGAGAACUGGGCUCACAUUCUGCACUGCACGUACGUGGUGAGCAGCAAGAUGACCUGGCCUGAGGAACUCGAAGAGGGACAACGAGGUCCGCAGCGCUGGACGCUCGCGCGGGCGUGGUCGCGGUGGAGAGCCAGCGGGUCGAGAUCUCGACGGCACCGGAGCCCCUGGACCGAAAACCGGAUCCCAUCGGCGACCCACCUGCCUCACUUCGGCGUGAAACUCCGAGGCGGCGCGACGAGCAUCGCGUCGCCGUCGUUCGACACCGUCAGCAUCUGGACGGUUCUCAGCUCGAUGUGUUGCUUCGUGAGCCUUCUCGCUUGCUGCUUCGAGUCCAGCCGCUCGUCCAUGUGCACUGCGCGAUGGCAAGCCUGUCUCGAGUUGCCCAAGGUGGAGAUCUACACGGAGACGAAGCGCCUCCUGCGCAAUCUCACAGUUUACGAAGAGCUGGCUUACGGAUGCAAGAGAGUUCUGUGGCGCAACUACGUGAGGACCAUGCGCUGCCUGCUGGAGACGGAGGACGACGUGCUGCUGCUGAUUCGUUCCGGAGUUGUCCAGAGUCACCUGGCAGGAGCCCUGGAAGUCGUUCAAACGUGGAAGAUCAUCGACGACGGUCUGAUGGCGGCGCCUCUGGAAGAUCCAUGGAUCGAAAUCUACCAUAAUCUACACGAGCACUUGCGAAACAGAUGGAAGAAUUGGUACGCCAGAUUCUGGAUUGCCAAUUGUUCCAAUCCUAUAGUGGCUUGCUCUUUCGUCAUCUUCGUCAGUUUGUUUCUUCUUACAGCUCUUGGAACUUACCUCAACCUCGCCAAGGCCAAAGCCGAUAAACAGCUAAUGUGGCCUUGAAUCCGACACAAGUCAGCAUCUGCUGCUCGCCGUCAUAAUUCUAGUUGCAUAUCAGCUGGCCUUGCUGUUCUGGGUCUCAGACUGUCGCUGUGAACGAAGCUCAAUGUCGGUGUAGAUAAACGGAAAGUCUCUGGAGCUUAUGUGGCCGCUAAUUCUCGCGCUGCACGCUGUCUUACUCGUAGGAGGAAUGUUUUCAUGCAUUGUAAUUCUGAACAUCAUUGAGCAUGCAUGCAUUCGGCUGAAGAUCCAGACUUCCCACGAAAAAGGUGUUACCAUGAAGGUCCAAAAAAAAUCUCCACAAUGAAGUAAAUGCCAAUCAAAAGUCCUUGCCCAA
Marchantia polymorpha subsp. ruderalis is the source of this 2165-nucleotide messenger RNA. Lineage: Eukaryota; Viridiplantae; Streptophyta; Marchantiopsida; Marchantiales; Marchantiaceae. The record is from the annotation of a GenBank genome assembly.